Molecule: messenger RNA, 1537 nt
Organism: Pelagomonas calceolata
Lineage: Eukaryota; Pelagophyceae; Pelagomonadales; Pelagomonadaceae
Source: the annotation of a GenBank genome assembly
GGUGCCAGUCACGGUAUCGGCCUAAAGUGUUGCCCAUUUAUUAAAAACGCAUGUAAACCACACCGAGCACGGAGCGGAAGGCAAGCAGGCAGCCAUGUGCGUGCGCACCAUCACUCUCGUUUUGGCGUGGUGCGUGUCAGCGAGCGGUCGACGGUGUCUGGGCCCCCCAGAGGUCGUGCGUCCGCUCGAUCGCAACUUCUCGACGUGCGGCGGGGCGCCGCCGUCUGUGUGGCGCGACGCGGCGCCGUACCCGGAAACCUCGUGCGCAUUCUGCGCCGGGAACGCGGCGACGGCACAUCUACUCGAGAUCGCGGCGGAGCUUCGGCGCCUCAAGGCGCGCGAGUGCCGACGCCUCGUCGUCUACGGCGCCGCCUUCGGCACAAGAUUUUUCCGGCGGUGGCCAAAUCGGACGCUCGCCGGCGCGCGGACCGUGCAGGACCUGCACGGUGCGCACGGUCAGUGCUUUUUCAAGUUCAUUCUGAAGAAGGACGUGACUUUCGUCCGCAAGCGCGUCGGCACGAACACGCUUCGCCUGCCGCCGUCGCUCUUCGUUCGCACGAAUUUUCGCGUCGAGGGCCUCGAUUUGCUGGUGCCCCUCGACCAAGACGCGCUGCCCUGGCUCGCGACGGCGUCGCUGCGGCGUAACGUGAAGAUCCUCAAGAUGCUCGGGCAGCGACUUUUCCCUUGGACCGAGCGGCUCGUCUCCGCGUGCAGAAUUUUCUCUUUUUUCACUCGCGCCUCGCGUCCGCGGCGGCCGGCCGUCCCCAGUCGACGCAGGAUGAUACCGAGCACUAAAGACCUCAUCCCCUUUGCGCGCAGGCUCCUUUGGAUCGACGCGAAGCUCAGGCUCGGCGCGACGAACCCGCUCCGCUUGUUCGACGCGACGGAGGCGCGUGGCGCCUGCCUCGCCGCGGUCGGUCUCCCCUUUCACAACAACGCCUACGGCCCGGGCGCUGCGGCGAUGCGCGUGCCGUCGUUCUCGCGGCACGGUGCGACGGUCGUGCGCUCGCUCGCGAUGCGCCCGUUGCUCACGGACAACGUGCGCGCGGUCGAGGCGCAGAUGGGCACCUACGUCCGCGAGCACGGGUCGCCCGCGCUCUCGCGAGACCUCAUUGACAGCGCCUACCUCGUGCGCGACUUGCGCUCGCCGCGGUGCCGGUCGUUCAACGCGGCGCUCGGCUGCGCGUGGUUCGAGGAGAUCACUUGCUGGUCCGACCGCGACCAGCUUAGUUUUCCGUACGCGCUGCGGCGGCUGGGACUCUCCGCGACUGCGCCGCGCCGCCCCGCGCUCGACUCGGUCGUCGUCCGGAGCGACCGCGGAAGUCCCGUGGCCCUCAUCCUGCCGCCCGGCCGACCCUCCCGGGGCGAUGGACCCGUGCUUCAUUGGUACUACACGCACGCCCUUGCCGUCGGCAAGUGCCUUCCGUGCGUCCGCGACCGCCGCGAUCCGUUCGCAGCGUCGUUCGACGACGUCGAGAUCGCCAACGCCGCAGCUCCCGGUUCUCGUCCCUCAGCCUAGUAACGCAUACAUCUGCAU